AUGAAAAAUUACUGUAGCAAAUUUGUCCAUAAAUGCCACAAGUGUCAAAUUCAUGGAGACCUGAUAAAGGUCCCUCCAACAGAACUAAAUGCUAUGACGUCACCUUGGCCAUUCGCCGCUUGGGGCAUGGAUGUCAUAGGACCGAUGGAGCCAGCUACGUCAAAUAAAUAUCGUUUCAUUUUGGUCGCCAUAGACUACUUUACCAAGUGGGUGGAAGUGGCAUCUUAUUCAUCGGUGACAAAGAAAGUGGUCACAAACUUUGUACGCAACAACAUCAUAUGCCGAUUUGGCAUCCCAAAAUCAAUCAUAACAGACAAUGGGGCUAACCUGAAUAGCCACUUGAUGAAAGACAUGUGUGCGCAGUUCCGGAUCACUCAUCGGAAUUCAACUGCAUAUCGACCACAAAUGAAUGGGGCUGUGGAAGCCGCCAAACAAAACAUCAAGAAAAUCCUCCGAAAGAUUAUUGAUAACUACAAAGACCGGCAUGAACAGUUUCCUUAUGCAUUACUAGGAUACCGCACUACUGCCAGGACUUCAACUGGAGCCACCCCAUACCUGUUGGUGUAUGGCACUGAAGCAGUGAUACUAGUCGAAGUAGAAAUCCCUUCACUUUGA
Lycium ferocissimum is the source of this 615-nucleotide messenger RNA. RefSeq lists its product as uncharacterized. NCBI's taxonomy places the organism in Eukaryota, Viridiplantae, Streptophyta, Magnoliopsida, Solanales, Solanaceae. Gene Ontology annotation, biological process: DNA integration. The transcript has a single exon. The record is from RefSeq and is a predicted model, not a curated record. The coding region runs from base 1 to 615 and encodes 204 amino acids. Gene Ontology annotation, molecular function: nucleic acid binding.